GGGCGGGCGGGGCGUUGUCCCCGGGGACCGCCCCAGCCCCCAGGCCCCGGGCCCCCCGGCGGUGUCCGCACUGUCCGCACUGCCCGCACCUCUCCCGCCGCCCUGCCGCCGGUGGCCAUGUCCGCGGCCGCCUCCCCGCCGCGGGCCGAGCGGGCGCGCUGGGGCCUGGGCCGUCUGGGGGGCGCCCGCGGGGGCAACGCCCCGGCCAGGAAGGGCGCCUUGGCGCUGGAGCUGGAGGGCGGCCCCGGGCUGUUCGCGGCCCCCGCGGCCCCCGCGCCCCCCGAGCCGCGGCCGCCGGUCAGCCUGGACCCCCGCGUGUCCAUCUACAGCGCGCGCCGCCCGCUGCUGGCCCGCACCCACGUCCAGGGCCGCGUCUACAACUUUCUCGAGCGGCCCACGGGCUGGAAGUGCUUCGCCUACCACUUCGCGGUCUUCCUCAUCGUGCUGGUCUGCCUCAUCUUCAGCGUGCUGUCCACCAUCGAGCAGUAUGUUGCCCUGGCCACGGGGACCCUCUUCUGGAUGGGCCGUCUCUCGGGGACGCCUGAUGCUGGCGUCAGCCCCAGCAUGGAGCGGCUCGUGCCCGUGUCCCCGCAGGAGAUCGUGUUGGUGGUGUUCUUUGGGACGGAGUACGUGGUCCGUCUCUGGUCGGCAGGCUGCCGCAGCAAGUACGUGGGCCUCUGGGGCCGGCUGCGCUUCGCCAGGAAGCCCAUUUCCAUUAUUGACCUCAUUGUCGUGGUGGCGUCCAUGGUCGUCCUCUGCGUGGGCUCCAAAGGACAGGUCUUUGCCACCUCGGCCAUCAGGGGCAUCCGCUUCCUCCAGAUCCUCAGAAUGCUGCACGUCGACCGCCAGGGGGGCACCUGGCGCCUCCUGGGCUCCGUGGUCUUCAUCCACCGCCAGGAGCUGAUCACCACCCUGUACAUCGGCUUCCUCGGCCUCAUCUUCUCCUCCUACUUCGUGUACCUGGCGGAGAAGGACGCCGUCAACGAGGCCGGACGCGUGGAGUUUGGCAGCUACGCCGAUGCCCUGUGGUGGGGGGUGGUGACAGUCACCACCAUCGGCUACGGCGACAAGGUGCCCCAGACGUGGGUGGGAAAGACCAUUGCCUCCUGCUUCUCCGUCUUUGCCAUCUCCUUCUUUGCGCUCCCAGCGGGCAUCCUGGGCUCUGGCUUUGCCCUCAAGGUUCAGCAGAAGCAGCGGCAGAAACACUUCAACCGCCAGAUCCCGGCAGCCGCCUCCCUCAUCCAGACGGCGUGGAGGUGCUACGCGGCAGAGAACCCCGACUCGUGCACUUGGAAGAUCUAUGUCCGCAAAGCCCCCCGGAGCCAUGUGCUGCUGUCCCCCAGCCCCAAGCCCAAGAAGUCCGUGAUGGUGAAGAAGAAGAAGUUCAAGCCGGACAGAGACAACGGCCUGAGCCCGGGAGAGCGGACGCCGACUGUGCCGCACGUCACGUGUGAGCCCGCAGCUGAGGAGCACAAGCCCGUCCACUUCUCCGUGGAUGGUUACGACGCUCCUGGCAAGAAGAGCCCGGCGCUGCUGGAGGUGAGCGCGGCCCCCUUCCCGCGCAGCGGCAGCUUCGCCGAGGACCUGGACCUGGAGGGCGAGACGCUGCUGGCGCCCAUCACCCACGUGUCGCAGUUGCGGGAACACCACCGAGCCACCAUCAGGGUCAUCAGACGCAUGCAGUACUUUGUGGCCAAGAAGAGGUUCCAGCAAGCCCGGAAGCCCUACGACGUGCGGGACGUGAUUGAGCAGUACUCACAGGGUCACCUCAACCUCAUGGUUCGCAUCAAAGAACUGCAGCGCAGGCUGGACCAGUCCAUUGGGAAGCCUUCGUUCUUCAUCCCCGUCUCAGAGAAGAGCAAGGACCGCGGCAGUAACACCAUCGGAGCCCGGCUGGGCCGCGUGGAGGACAAGAUGGCCCAGCUGGACCAGAGGCUCCAACUCAUUACGGACCUGCUGCACCAGCUACUGACCCUGAGCCACUCCGGGCCCCCCGCUGACGGCCCCCUGGGAGCAGGGCCCCCCGCGCUUGGCCCCGAGCAUUUCCUGCCCAGCAACGCCCUGCCCACCUACGAGCAGCUGACCGUACCCCGCAGGGCCCCCGACGAGGGCUCCUGAGCCGGACGCUACAGCCAACGGGGGCCGGUGGUGGGGGUCAGGGCCGCACCCCUGCAAGAACAGCCCGCUGGGCUCUGGGCGCCCAGGACUCAGGGACCAGGGGACAGGCCGCCACACUGCAGGGACGGGGCCAGGGCUAUGUCCAGCGGCCACACCCACUUCUGUGCCACGGCCGGGUGGCUGCUGGCCUGUCCACCCCCGUGCACCUGGGAGUGGGUUGCUGCCCCCCUGUUGGACUGAUGGGGAGGAGGGUGCUGUCCCUGCCUGUCCAUGCAGCAGGGCAGAUGUGGGUGCCCCCUCGCCCACCUUGGGGCAGCGGACAGUGGGAAGGGCCAGUCUGCAUGAUCGGGAGGCUGGCCGGUGGGUUCAUGUGUGAUCUGACUGCUUUUCUGAAUAAACAUGGAGGGAGUCACAGGGUGA
Messenger RNA from Erinaceus europaeus (western European hedgehog), 2538 nucleotides. It is a transcript of the gene KCNQ1, whose product is annotated as potassium voltage-gated channel subfamily Q member 1. Gene Ontology annotation, biological process: transmembrane transport; potassium ion transport. Lineage: Eukaryota; Metazoa; Chordata; Mammalia; Eulipotyphla; Erinaceidae. Gene Ontology annotation, cellular component: voltage-gated potassium channel complex; membrane. The transcript is spliced from 16 exons. The record is from RefSeq and is a predicted model, not a curated record. Gene Ontology annotation, molecular function: voltage-gated potassium channel activity. The coding region runs from base 118 to 2118 and encodes 666 amino acids.